This is a messenger RNA of Cygnus atratus (black swan), 2930 nucleotides long. RefSeq names its product coiled-coil domain containing 146 (gene CCDC146). Bases 63 to 2930 code for a protein of 955 amino acids. Gene Ontology annotation, cellular component: cytoskeleton. The transcript is spliced from 19 exons. NCBI's taxonomy places the organism in Eukaryota, Metazoa, Chordata, Aves, Anseriformes, Anatidae. The record is from RefSeq and is a predicted model, not a curated record.
GGUGGCCCUGGCACUCCUUGUCCAGCGGUAAUUUCCUCAGUGGAAGGCUCGAGCUUCAAAAAAUGAGUCAGGCUGGUGAAGAAAGUUCCAGUUCCAGUGACACAGAACUGGAAAUCGAGGAGGAGCAACCCAUCUGUGCUCUAGCUCCAACCGUUUAUACCCGAGAUGAGGGAUCAGCUGACGUAACAGCAAGUCCUGCAUUUCAGUGCUUAGAUGAGCUAUUUUCUGCUGGAAAACUCUCAGGCUCCAAAGUAGCUGAGCUGAAGGCGAAGUAUACCCUGCUGCAUGAGACUGUGAUAAGUUUACAGAAAUCUGAGAUCCAGCUAUUGCAGGAAGCCAAACGUCUUAGUGUAAACCUGGAACAACAGCAACAUGAACUGGAAAAAGCAGAACAGUUCCCUGAAGAAUCUUCCAGUGAAGUUUGCCGAAUAAGGCAACAACUUCUUAGUUGCCAAAAUGAAUACAAUGCUAUUAAAGAAAGAGAGUAUGAAAUUCAGUUCAGAGUGAAAUGUUUGCAAGAAGAGAAAACACUUCUGGAAAAAGAAUAUGAAAGAAUUCCAAAACAAAGUGAAGCAGAUAAGAGAAUUAAAAAGUUGAAAGAAAAUUGUGACGAGCUCAGCAAAGAAGUAAUUCAAAGGAAAGCAGAAGUUAAUGCAAUGAAGGAAGACAUUUUAUCCAGGCAAAACCUGAUGUUAAUAGACAAGAAAGAAGUGGAAAAGCUUCUAGAGAACCAGGAUAAUUUAAAAGAUGAGCUAGUUAAGAUCCUUGGUGUUCCAGCACAACUUGGAAAAGAAACUGAGAAGAUAAAUUGGAAAAAAAUUGAUGCAGAGAAGAAGAAAGAAGCCCUUAAUAACCAAAUACAGGAGUUAAACAAUACUCUAAAAGCCACUGAAAAAAGGAUGGAAGAGAUUUUGCAAGAAAGAGAAGAUGUAAUGGAGGAAUUGGAUGGAAAACAAGCUUUGCUAGAAAGCAAACAACAAGAAUGCGUUGCUCUGACAAGAUUGCUAGAAAUUGGCAGAGAGAAGGAAUCAGCAAUCCUAGCAGACAGAGAAGUUCUGGAUUAUAAUUUAAAAAAAUGUAUCUUGGAGAAAAAACAAAAACAUGAUAUUCUCAUUCACAAGCAAACAAUGAAAGACAGAGAACUGAGAAAUUUAAAGAAGAUGGAGUUACAGCUGAAUGUGAUUUAUGAGUCUUUGGAACAAGAUAAGUCACAGCACAAGAGACUCAAAUCAGAGGCAGAAGCUAUCCCUAAAAGUAAUGAAGUACUGUUAGAAAGAAGACGAGAACUGCAGAAGGAAAUUGAAAUGAACAAGAGAAGUUUAGCUGAACAGGAAAUGAUAUCAGAUAUGGAUGCCCGCACGUUAGAUGAAUGUAUUGCUGAAGAGAGACGGCUUUUCAAAGAGCAGGAAAAAUACAGAAAUGAGUUAUCCAGACUUGCACAUCUGACGUGGCUCAAAGUUGAAGAGAGGGGGCAAAAAUGUAGGGAAGUUCAGAAAGCCCAGAUACAACUCCAAAAUAGUGUUAAAGAAAUAAAAAGAAAGGAUCUUGAAAUAGAAGUGUAUAAAAAGAGGAAAAGAAAAAUCCAAAAACAACUCCAAGGAUUUGCUAAAAUAUGUGAUGUAAUCCAAAAUGAAAGGAAUAAAUGUAUAAAUUUGGCACAUACUGCUCAGCAGAAAGCAACUGAAAUUAGAAACCGGGUAAAAUUGAUAGGAAAUGAAAUAGAAACUCUAAGGAAUACUGUUACAACCAAAGAAAGAAUACUGCAGAGACAACAUCUGAAGAAUACAAGUAAUGUAGCAAUUAAAGACAGUCUCAAAACUGAUUACUCCAAACUUCAGCAAGUCAUGGAUGAGAUGAAAGAAAAGAAAAAGCAACAGCUUCUGGAUCUUGACAGACUUACCAAUAUUAUCUCCUGCAUUGAAGAGGAAAUUGUGCAGCUACACAAAAAAUACGAAAGGGCUAUUCAGCAAAAAAAUGAGAGUGGUCUUCUGCUCAAAAGUCGAGAAGAAGAGGUAUGCAUUUUAUAUGAAAAAAUAAAUAUGCAAGAGAUGUUGUGUAGAAAUGGAGAUAUUGAGAUGCAAGCUAUGGAUGAAAAGAUCAGUUUUCUGAAGAUGAAGGCAGCUGAGAAGAAGAGACAGAUUAAAUUUUGGUUUAAAGCACUACCAACAAAGAAAGCCCUGGAUGCAGAUUUGGUGGUACUUCAGAUACAGUAUUCCCAGUGCAAGGACAGGAUUAAACAGCUGGAGGCAAUCUUUGCUGACCCUGCAAAUGAGAGCAGAAAGCGAGACUUGGGAGGGACGGACCCAUCGCCACCCGAACUGCUAAAGAAGAUCGAACAGCUAGAGGUAGAGCUGGUACAGAAGGAGGAGAGGCUGCUGGAGACGGAUUUUCUCUAUGACCACGUUUCCCAGCUAACAGCCAGAAUCCGCGCCACAGCAGCAAACGGGCAGCACCACACGCUGCUAUUAGCAACAAGGAUUAGUGAAUUACAGAAGAAGAUUAAAGACAGAACCCAGAAGAUGAUGGCUCUUGUUGCAGAGUUAUCCAUGAAGCAAGCACUUGCCAUUAAACUCCAGCAGGAAAUGAGAGACAAAGAACAAUUUUUGAUGACUGUUUCAGCAAGGAUAGAUCAAGGCCUUCCUCCUCCUAAAGAGACAGAAAUUGAAUGGUUGAAGAUUUUACGCAAUGAGAAGGUGUAUAAAGAAGCAGCUGAAGCCAGAGCUAGACAGGCUGCAGAAGAGGAACAAGCUGCAGUGCCUGGCUGUGUCCACACGACAGCUGAACAGCGCCCAACUGCCUACAUCCCGAACGAUGAAUACAGCCUCCCAUUGCCACGGCCCUACGGCGCUCUGGCUCCUUUCAAGCCAAGCGAACCUGGCUCGAACAUGAGACACUUCAGAAAACCAAUUGUAAAGCCAAUUGAAAUCUGA